Messenger RNA from Suncus etruscus (white-toothed pygmy shrew), 2604 nucleotides. RefSeq names its product ring finger protein 10 (gene RNF10). Lineage: Eukaryota; Metazoa; Chordata; Mammalia; Eulipotyphla; Soricidae. Bases 1 to 2397 code for a protein of 798 amino acids. The transcript is spliced from 17 exons. Gene Ontology annotation, biological process: positive regulation of myelination; positive regulation of transcription by RNA polymerase II. Gene Ontology annotation, molecular function: transcription cis-regulatory region binding. The record is from RefSeq and is a predicted model, not a curated record.
AUGCCGCUGAGCCCCGCGCCCGCCUGCGCCGCCCCCUGCGCGCCCGACAUGGACAGGGCCGGCGCGCCCAGCGCCGCCUCCGCCUCCGCCUCCUCGGCCGGCCCGGCCGCCGAGUCUAAGCCCAAGAGCGAUGGAAAGAACUCAAGUGGAUCCAAGCGUCAUCACCGCAAACGUGAACCUUCUUAUCCCAAAAAUGAAAACUUUAGCAACCAGUCCCGUCGCUCCAAUUCACAGAAAAGCAAAACUUUUAAUAAGGUGCCUCCUCAGCGGGGCGGCGGCGGCAGCAGCAAACCCUUUAGCUCUUCUUUCAAUGGCGGAAGACGAGAUGAGGUAGCAGAGGCUCAACGGGCAGAGUUUAGCCCUGCCCAGUUCUCGGGUCCUAAGAAGAUCAACCUGAACCACUUGUUGAAUUUCACGUUCGAACCCCGUGGUCAGGCAGGCCACUUCGAAGGCAGCGGACAUGGCGGCUGGGGGAAGAGGAACAAGUGGGGGCACAAGCCCUUUAACAAGGAGCUCUUUCUACAGGCCAACUGCCAGUUUGUGGUGUCGGAAGACCAAGACUACACCGUUCAUUUUGCUGAUCCUGACACCUUAGUCAACUGGGACUUUGUGGAACAAGUGCGCAUCUGUAGCCAUGAAGUGCCAUCCUGUCCCAUAUGCCUAUACCCACCGACUGCAGCCAAGAUAACUCGCUGCGGACACAUCUUCUGCUGGGCCUGCAUCCUGCACUAUCUCUCCCUGAGCGAGAAGACCUGGAGCAAAUGCCCCAUCUGCUAUAGUUCCGUGCAUAAGAAAGAUCUCAAGAGCGUCGUCGCCAACGAGUCCCGGCAGUAUGUGGUUGGUGAUACCAUCACCAUGCGACUGAUGAAGAGGGAGAAGGGGGUCUUGGUGGCUUUGCCCAAAUCUAGAUGGAUGAACGUCGAUCACCCCAUUCAUCUAGGAGACGAGCAGCACAGCCAGUACUCGAAGCUGCUGCUGGCGUCCCGGGAGCAGGUGCUGCAUCGGGUGGUGCAGGAGGAGAAAGUGGCCCUGGAGCAGCAGCUGGCAGCGGAGAAGCACGGCCCCGAGUCCUGCUUCAUUGAGGCUGCGCUCCAGGAGCUCAAGGCCCGGGAAACGGCCCUGUCCGGACUGGCUGAGAGCAAAGAGGAGAUCCCAGGCGUCGUGGCCGCUCUGGAACAACUGGUGCUGGUGGCUCCCCUGGGAACGGCGUCUGUGUUUCCACCCGGCGAGGGUGUGCUGGAGUAUCUGUCCGCAUUGGAUGAAGAAACCACCGAGGUUUGUUCUCUGGGCUCGCCUCGCUGUCCUCCUGCUCUUCCUCUCGUGGAGGAAGAGGAAGCCCCGUUUGACCCGGAACCCGACAGGCUCGCCAAGGCCUGCGAUGACCCAGAGUUCGCCGGUGACCAUCUGGUUUGUGCCUCCGGUCCGCAGGAGCCCCUCCCCAAGCUGGCCUCCCCACACCUGAACAGCUCGCCAUGCUACUACUUCUACCAGGCGGAGGACGGGCAGUACAUGUUCUUGCACCCCAUCAACGUGCGCUGCCUGGUGCGGGAGUAUGGCAGCCUGGAGCAGAGCCCCGAGUGGAUCUCGGCCACGGUGGUGGAGAUCGCGGGCUACUCCAUGUCUGAGGAUGUUCGCCAGCGGCACAGGUAUCUCUCGCACUUGCCGCUCACCUGCGAGUUCAGCAUCUGUGAGCUGGCUCUUCAGCCGCCUCUGGUCUCCAGGGAGACCCUCGAGAUAUUCUCAGAUGACAUUGAGAAGCGGAAGCGUCAGCGCCAGAAGAAGGCCCGGGAGGAGCGCCGCCGUGAGCGCAGGAUCGAGAUGGAGGAGAACAAGAAGCAGGGCCGCUACCCAGAAGUCCACAUUCCCCUAGAAAAUCUCCAGCAGUUUCCUGCCUUCAACUCCUACACCUGUUCCUCUGAUUCUGCUUUGGGUCCCACCAGCACGGAGGGCCGUGGGGCCGUUUCCCUCUCUCCUCUUAGUCCCAAUCCAGGCUCCCAAGCAGACUUCCUGCUGGCCCCUCUCUCGCCUUCUGCGAGUCAGGGCAGCCCUUCGUUCUGUGUCGGCAGCCUGGAAGAGGACUCUCCCUUUCCUUCUUUCGCCCAGAUGCUGAGGGUUGGAAAAGCAAAAGCAGACAUGUGGCCCAAAGGUGCUCCAAGGAAAGACGAAAACAGCUUAGUUCCUCCUGCUGCAGCCGACAGCGACGGGGAGAGUGACAACUCGGAUCGCGUUCCGGUGCCCAGUUUCCAAAAUUCCUUCAGCCAAGCUAUUGAAGCAGCCUUCAUGAAACUGGACACACCAGCCACCCCGGACUCCCUCUCUGAAGAAAAAGGAGGAAAGAAAAGGAAAAAGCAGAAACAGAAGCUCCUAUUCAGCACCUCAGUCGUUCAUACCAAGUGACACUACUGGUCCAGGAUACCUUCUCCGCCUCCUUUGCCCUGUGCUUUUUGUUUUGCUGCUGAAAUUUUAAGUAUUUUGAGUUUGAACAGAUUAGCUCUGGGGGGAGGGUCCACAACACGAGGGGGAAAACGAGAAAAACAUUUUAAAUACAGUGUAUUUUCCAGCUUCCUGUCUUUACACCAAAAUAAAGUAUUGCCACUCACCAGA